Molecule: messenger RNA, 2018 nt
Organism: Pocillopora verrucosa
Lineage: Eukaryota; Metazoa; Cnidaria; Anthozoa; Scleractinia; Pocilloporidae
Product: protein N-terminal asparagine amidohydrolase
Biological process (GO): ubiquitin-dependent protein catabolic process
Cellular component (GO): nucleus
Molecular function (GO): protein-N-terminal asparagine amidohydrolase activity
Source: RefSeq, a predicted model, not a curated record
CCUCCGAUAUAGCGUAACCCGGAAGACAUAUCUGCAACGCUGCGGCGCUUUCAUCGCCCAAACUCUCGUCAAUCUCAAGCCCAGGGUCUUUUCGGCUCCUCGUAGCAUCGAUACUUUCCUCUAAUAUCGAUAUUUUCCGAGCAGACCUCGGUAUCGACGGUAUCCGUAGCGGCCCCACCUUGCCGUAGUCCUGUAUACCUUUUCCUUGUUUUCUUUAGGUAUGCCGCUAGUAAUAAAUGGCGAGAUUGAAAGCUCACGACUAAGAUCCUUUGAAGAAUUUUCAAGAAAACAUGAACAUUUUAGGGAAAGUGCUAGAAAUUUCUGCAAAAAGCCACAAAGAAGGGUAAAGAGACCAAGCAGAGUACUAUACAUCAUUCAAAGGGAAUAUGCUACUGUGGCACAAGAUGAUGAACCUAUUACCAUCAUGGGAUCUGAGGAUGCUACAACUUGUCAUAUUGUUGUUUUACAAAACACAGGAUCAGGUGUGGUAAGUCUAGGACACUUUGAUGGCCAAAGUACAGAGGAAGGUAUCAAAGGCAUGAUUGCAUCUGUCACUAACCUUUCCCGAUCAAAAUGUGAUGCAAAUGGAAGGAAUGAGCUUCACUUAUUUGGAGGAUUUCUUGAUGAUAGGGGGAUUUCUAGUGGAUUAACAGUAUCGAUUUUAGAAGCUUUACAGAAACAGGACGAACCCAUUCAUUUAUGUUCAGCAUGUGUAACAGGAUUCAACAAUGUGGUUGAAAGUGGACAACACAAGCCUAUAAUUUCUGGAAUAGGUGUCAGCAUUCAAGAUGGUGAGAUUUAUCCAGCAACAUUUGAGAAUAAGGGUCCUGAUGAAAUCAUACGACAUGCUCGUGUGUUUGUGGGUGAUGAAAGGAUGGUAGAAGUAUAUAAUUCAAGUAACAAAGAGCUGCAAAUUGAACCUUAUGAUAGUAAGAACAAAUUGCCUGCUAAAUACUUGGAGUUUUAUUGUAAUGCAGAUGACAAAGUCAUACUACAGAACCUGUCAACAUCACCUCAUUGUGAACCUCCUUACUUUGCAUCUACAACCAGAGCCACAUUCCUUCAUAUUCUCACUCAUCCGCAGCCUUUGAUUACAGUGUUUCCAGAAGGAAAGCCUCGAGUUUACCAACUGUCUGAUAGUGAAAAGAAUUGGACUCGAACAAGUUAAAAACACAAGAACAAGUUUACAGUUUUACCAGCAAAAGUAUAUUCUGUAGGCCCUCAUAAUGGUAACACCUAACUUUGUGUGAAGAGGAUUGGAAUGCAAUUUCAUCAUCAAAUGAAAUACCAAGACAAACAUGAGAAUGUCAUCAAACUUCAGUAAGAUAACAAGAAAGGCCAACAGAUAGACAUAAAAGCACUCUAGUACAAUUUGAAGACAGCAAAAUGAAUGGACUGAAAUAUACACACAACUGAUAGCCAAACCGGUGGACAAAAAAGGAUGGUUUUUGUAGAGCAAAAAACAAUAAAGUUGUGGCAAGACUCAUUUCACCCACCAAGCUUCCUGCAACUACAAAUAGAGUCAUAUUUCUAGACAGACAUCAAGUUUUAUUGUUACAUUACAACAUGGCAAAGUGAUGACAGAGCAAAUGUAUUUUCGUCUCAAUAAAUAUAGAUUAUUAAGUCUUUGAAUUUUAAACCAGUAGCAGAGAUGAACUGGCCAGUAGUUUGUGUAACUUGUGGGCAAAAAGGUUCACAAACCACAAAAAACAGUGGCAUAGGAAUUAGGGUCAUAUACUUCUCAUAAAUUUACUUGUAGCUGUGCAAGUUAACUACAACUUCAGUGGAAAGGAAGUUCAAGCUGGAGGCAUCUUCCUAUCAAGGGCACAUUGUGAUAAGAACAACUCACAGCCAAUCACACACCCUUUCCUGGAUACCAUUAACCUCCCCAACUGGCUACAAAGCUGUAAAUUCACAGAAUCAAGUUUAGGUUAGCAUUUAUGUACUUUGGAAAGACCACUUCUGUUGUACUUCAUAACUAUUAGGUUAACACUCAAAUUAAACUGUGUAACGUUUUA